AUGCCACCAAAGCUGGACCCCAACGAGAUCAAGAUCAUCUACCUCCGUGCCACCGGAGGAGAGGUCGGAGCUUCCUCUGCUCUUGCCCCCAAGAUCGGUCCUCUCGGUCUCUCGCCCAAGAAGGUCGGUGAAGAUAUCGCCAAGGCCACCCAGGACUGGAAGGGUCUCCGUGUCACCGUCCAGUUGACCAUCCAGAACCGUCAGGCUGCCGUCUCGGUCGUCCCCUCGGCCUCUUCCUUGGUCAUCAAGGCCCUCAAGGAGGCUCCCCGUGACCGUAAGAAGGAGAAGAACAUCAAGCACAACGGUAACAUCUCCCUCGAUGAUGUUAUCGAGAUUGCCCGCAUCAUGCGCUCCAAGUCCAUGGCCCGCGAGCUCUCCGGUACCGUCAAGGAGAUCCUCGGAACUGCCUUCUCGGUCGGAUGCACUGUUGACGGCCAGUCCCCCAAGGAUCUCGGCGAUGCCAUCGAUGCCGGUGAGGUUGAGAUCCCUGAGGCUUAAAUAGCUUGUAUUAUAAGUACUUGUAAUGCAACAUCGCUAUAAACCUUGGUUCCAAGGCUCGAAUAAUUCUUUUUGUGUAUUGUGUUUUGGCGCAGCGUUCAAAUCAUGAGUGAAUAACAUCAUGGAAAAAACGGAGGGAGGCCAAUGGCAAUAUAACUGAACGUAACUGAACGGGCCUUG
Gamsiella multidivaricata is the source of this 678-nucleotide messenger RNA. RefSeq names its product 60S ribosomal protein L12. Gene Ontology annotation, biological process: translation. NCBI's taxonomy places the organism in Eukaryota, Fungi, Mortierellomycota, Mortierellomycetes, Mortierellales, Mortierellaceae. Bases 1 to 498 code for a protein of 165 amino acids. Gene Ontology annotation, cellular component: ribosome; cytosolic large ribosomal subunit. The record is from RefSeq and is a predicted model, not a curated record. The transcript is spliced from 3 exons. Gene Ontology annotation, molecular function: large ribosomal subunit rRNA binding; structural constituent of ribosome.